AUGUACGCCCGCCAAGGAGGCCAGGCAGCACAGGCUUAUUCAGCCAAGGAGGCCAGGCAGCACAGGCUUAUUCAGCCAUGUAGGCCAGGCAGCACAGGCUUCAUCAGCCAAGGAGGCCAGGCAGCACAGGCUUCAUCAGCCAAGGAGGCCAGGCAGCACAGGCUUCUUCAGCCAAGGAGGCCAGGCAGCACAGGCUUCAUCAGCCAAGGAGGCCAGGCAGCACAGGCUUCAUCAGCCAAGGAGGCCAGGCAGCACAGGCUUCAUCAGCCAAGGAGGCCAGGCAGCACAGGCUUCAUCAGCCAAGGAGGCCAGGCAGCACAGGCUUCAUCAGCCAAGGAGGCCAGGCAGCACAGGCUUCAUCAGCCAAGGAGGCCAGGCAGCACAGGCUUCAUCAGCCAAGGAGGCCAGGCAGCACAGGCUUCAUCAGCCAAGGAGGCCAGGCAGCACAGGCUUCAUCAGCCAAGGAGGCCAGGCAGCACAGGCUUCAUCAGCCAAGGAGGCCAGGCAGCACAGGCUUCAUCAGCCAAGGAGGCCAGGCAGCACAGGCUUCAUCAGCCAAGGAGGCCAGGCAGCACAGGCUUCUUCACGGUCAUCUGUCCUCAUUUGCCAUGUGUAGGGAGUUGUCUCAGUGAUCACUUGGAAAUGACUCCUGCCAUGUUUCCAUGGUAACAGGGCACAUCUCUUGACAGAAUAUACUUUGUUUUCACAAGUCAUGUAUUGUCUCCACUGAAAUGUUUUGGUGUGGAACAUAACUUCUCACUUGAUGAACUGUCACUCUGUGGUGUUUAUCGAGCUGUUUGUUGUUUUGGUUGUGAAGUCUGCCUACGUAGUGCAAGUGUGUAUGCAGACUGUGUAAGAGAUAUAGAAACUCCGUUAUAACUGCCCUAGCUUAUGUCCCAGAAGUCAGGAUUCCAUCUUGUGUCUUUUGAUUGCUGUCAGACUGUGAUCAGUUCAACAUCAGGAGUUAUUGACUUGAGUCACAUUUCUUAAUUUUCAGUUUCUUUCCAUACAAAUAUUUAUCAAAACAGCAGAUGAAUAGGUUGUAAACACAAUGACAGGUUGUUUUAGAAUGCUUCAAUCAUUAUGACAAUAGAACUCCAAAUGUUUUCUCUAUAUCUGCAACAUGAGAUUUUGUAAGUCAACACAUCGCCUUGUCAUUGACAAGGUUCGAUGUAUAUUUAAUUAUGCCAUCAUAUUGAUCACAUUGAUGUGGUUCUAUGUGUAAUUCAUCAUCUCGAUCACACUGACAAGGUUCUAUGUAAUUGGUCACUUUGAUCACUUUGACAAGAUAAAUACAUCACAUUGAUCACGACAAGGUUUUUUGUGUAAAAUGUCCGCACCCUGAUCCUGAUGACAGGGUUCCAUGCUGUUUUGUAUUGGUUGUACAGACAACAGAUUGUAAACUGGUUACGUUGAAGGAUUCUGUUCUUGUUGAUGCCCCGUUCCACUACGCUGUCAGUGAGAGGACUGUCAUUAGCCUGUGUUCAAGUAAUGGAGUAGUGAUACUCACCUAGCUACCAGUUAUACCAGGACUCUUGUAUUGGGGGGGUGUUGUUAUGGACACUCGACUGAAGUAACACAAGUUAUGUGAAACUUGUCCUGUUGGGAGUUCAAUAUCGGAGUAUCUCGGAGGUGAUUUAACAAAAGUUAUUCAAUAUACGAAACCUGGAAAUAGGUUUGAGUAAACUUGGUUUUAAAAGGCCUAAAGCUUUUCACCUCUGUUGAUGAUGCCACAGAGUGAAAUAGUGAAUAUCAUGAAUAGUUACCGGUGCUGAGCAUGAAUAAUUACACCGUCAUGAAUUGUGUCCAUAAACCUAUUAAGAACACUGCCUGUUUUCUACUAAUCUGAAGUUGUGUUAUUAUUGCAGAUAUCUGCCUUUGUUCAAUGAGGGCCAAGCUUUAAACUAAUCAUCUCCGAUUCUCCAGUGCACUGUAUUUCCAUUUUGACAUGACAGAUACCUUAGACUUGUUCAGUGCAAUAACGACAUCUCCAUUACUUGAUAUGAACAUUUCUCUCUCCAAGUCGAAAGUAUUUUGAUUGGAUGGCAUGACAUAAAGAACCAUUGUUGUAGUAAUGAUGCAUGCUGGGUAUUAACGAAAUACAGUAUAUUGGAUAAUCAAGAGCGUUCACUGACAUGAACAGCAUGAUAACUGUGGUUCAAGGCCAAGUGUUGCUAGCAUGUCCAUGAACCUGUUGCAGACAAUUUGUUACGUCACCCCAUGUUUUCCAAUAUAUCUGUUGUUUCUAUCCAUUGUUUCUGUCAGUUAACCUCAACCUGACAUACUUAAUGGUCUGGCCAAGAAUGCUUACAGCCAUCACAACUACCAACAGUCUACCUCUGCCUUGACUAUUUCAGUGAAAUUUGGUUAUUCGUACUUUAUGUUCGUGUGUUACUUAAAAAUGGUUUUACCAAGCAGAAUCUUCAUCUAAUUUUAGCAUUUUGCAGAACUACAUAUAACAAUACCUGCCCUGGAUUGUCUGCUUACAACUUACAUCAGCCUGGAAGUAAUUAGUGUUGGAAUAUUGCUGAUCGUGACAUUAAGCAUAUCACGGAAACGCUUGGAAUCUAAUCCUGUUUCCCUGAGGGGAAACUGGGAAAUACAAUUGUGUUAGGUUUUUGACACAUAAGAAAUACUUCCUGGAAAAAAACGUAUUUGCAGACACAAUUUUGGUUCCCCCUUGCUGGCAUCUUAAAGCAGCAAACAUAUUUUCUGCCUGGAUUCCCCUGUAUAAUAUGCUUUCUAUGUAAGGAACUGUAGAGCAGUGAUGCGAUGGCACAGGGCGUUAAGUAUGUCCGGUAUGGCGCUGGUUCAUCUUACUACUCCUGAGAGCACCUGUCUGUGCUACUGGCUCUCUUACGGCAAUAAAAUUGGGGCAUUUUAUAUGUUUGUACUUGGUUGUACAAGGGAUGGUACUUUUGUUGUGACCGAUGGUGAAACACCAUCGUCCAGACAGGAAGGGCAGCAACUACAUAGGACACAUCUUUAUUUAUCAGAUUAAACAAUCAUUAUUACAA
This is a messenger RNA of Haliotis rubra (blacklip abalone), 3017 nucleotides long. RefSeq lists its product as uncharacterized. Lineage: Eukaryota; Metazoa; Mollusca; Gastropoda; Lepetellida; Haliotidae. The coding region runs from base 1 to 669 and encodes 222 amino acids. The record is from RefSeq and is a predicted model, not a curated record. The transcript has 3 exons.